Molecule: messenger RNA, 660 nt
Organism: Miscanthus lutarioriparius
Lineage: Eukaryota; Viridiplantae; Streptophyta; Magnoliopsida; Poales; Poaceae
Source: the annotation of a GenBank genome assembly
AUGAUGGACAGCCGGCUGCUUGAUGCCGCGGCAUCUGGUGACGCGACAAUGAUGAAACACUUGGCCCUUCAUGACCCAGCCGUGCUGCUUGGAACAACUCCACAGGGCAACACCUGCCUCCACAUCUCCGCCGUGCAUGGCCAUGAUGGAUUCUGCAUGGAUGUCACGGCCCUGAGCCGGUCGCUCCUCUCCGCUGUCAACAAUGACAGGGAGACUCCACUUGUCGCAGCAGUGACAAGUGGCCGUACCAGUACCACUUUAGCUUCAUCUUUUCUCAGUGAACUUGCGCUGGAGCUGAUCGCAGUGGAGCCUGCUUUGUCCAAAGCUGUGAACAAAUACGAUGAGUCACCCAUGUUCAUCGCGGUGAUGAGAAAUUACAAGGAUGUCUCCGAGAAACUGUUGGAGAUUCCUGAUUCUGCUCAUGGGGGGAUGGAGGGCCAGAAUGCUCUUCAUGCUGCGGUGAGAAAUGGAAAUUCAGCUAUCGCUAAACAGAUUAAGGAGACACGUCCUGCGCUCGCAACAGAAGAAGACACGAGUACCAACACUCCACUGCACCUGGCUGUACUUCGGGACAAGAUUGACGUGCUAAGUGUACUGUUGGAUCAUGAUCGGUCUUUAGGAGGCCAUGUUGGCGUUGCCCGAGAGCUUCUUAAACAUUGA